Messenger RNA from Salvia hispanica, 2867 nucleotides. Its product is annotated as kinase with adenine nucleotide alpha hydrolases-like domain-containing protein. Gene Ontology annotation, molecular function: protein kinase activity; ATP binding. Gene Ontology annotation, biological process: protein phosphorylation. The record is from RefSeq and is a predicted model, not a curated record. NCBI's taxonomy places the organism in Eukaryota, Viridiplantae, Streptophyta, Magnoliopsida, Lamiales, Lamiaceae.
GACAAUUCUUCCAUGCAGCCUUUGUUUUUGUUUCUCCAGUAAAAAAUUGAAAUUCGGAUGAAGCCAAAUCCAUUGCAGUAAAAUUGAUCGUUUACGAUUCAAUUAAAGCAGCCCUAGGUUUGAAUUUUAAAAUAUUGUAUGUUAGCUGAGAGUAGGUAAGCACAGGAUCACCGGUGGCGCUAUUUUGUUGAUUUAAAAUGUUGGAUGGCUUUCAACGGAAGGGAAUAUUCAAAAAAUUUAGGGGAUUUGAUUAAUUGAGGUGCCUGCUUUUGAACUGGAGGUUGGAUUUUGUGAUUUGUUUUAUCUGAAUCGGAAAUGGUGAUAUAGAAUUUUGGAAUUCAAGGAAUUGGCAGCGCCUUUUCUUCGGAAGCAAUACAUAUUUGCUGCGGCGGUUGAAGCUACUGCAAUUUGCACUCAAUUAAGUGUUCAAUGUUUCUGGCGUAGAUUUAGGAGAGACCAGGUUUCUGCAGAAACACGCAAUUUUUAGAUUAAAUGCAUAUGGGGCGCUGUUUUAGGCUUUGAUUGCAUUGAGAUUAUCGAAAUGAAAGUUGAGAGGUCGGAUUUGGGGAGGAAGAAAGUGAUUGUGGGGAUAAGAUUAGAUGGUUAUGCUAAAGAGUUGCUUGAUUGGGCUGUGGUUAAAGUAGCCGGUCCCGGCGACUCGGUUGUGGCGAUUCAUGUUUGCAGGAAUUCAGGUUGCAUUCCGAAGGAGAAAGUGUUGUUGGAUAGUUACUUGGAAGACUAUGAAGGUGUAUGCAACAAAAACCAGGUUUCUCUUAGUGCUCAAGUCUUGAAAGGGAACUCAACCAGAAAAGCUCUAGUGAGAGAGGCGAAGACUCAUGGUGCAUCGACUGUUAUUGUGGGAUUAACGAGGCUUAGCGCGUUGGGGGGAUGGGCUUCAAUCGCUAGGUAUUGUGCAAGGAAACUGCCUCCCACUACUGAGGUUAUAGCGAUUCACAAUGGCAAGGUUGUCUUCAGCAGGUGCUCGAAACUUUUAUUAAAAGGCGUGGGUUUAGACUCAAAGGCGAGUGCAUAUGGCAAUGACAGCAUGUCGACUAAAGACACUUUUUCGGAGUUUGGAGAGUCUGAGAUAUCAAGCAUUGAUGCAAGAGAUGGAAACAUGAGCUUGCGAGAUGAUGCCAUGAGCCCUAUUGGGAGGCUUCAACGAGGCUCUAUAAGCUCCAUUUUUUUCCACGCUGAAGAGUUCUCCAAGCAGAGUCCGGGUUGGCCUCUACUUCAGGCAGAAAACUCAAGAGAUGAUGCUGUGAGUCCUAUUGGGAGGCUUAAACGAGGCUCCUUAAGCUCGAUUUCUCUCCCUGCAGAGGAUUUCACCAAGCAGAGGCCAGGUUGGCCUCUACUUCAGACAGCAAACUCAGGAGAUGGUGCUGUGAGCCCUAUUGGGAGGCUGAAACGAGGCUCCUUAAGCUCGAUUUCUCUCCCUGCAGAAGAUUUUACAAAGCAGAGGCCCGGUUGGCCUCUACUUCAGACAGCUAGUUUGGUGACUCAACUUGGCGUGGAAGCAAGAAAGAUGUCGGUUGUUCAAUGGGUGAUGACCCUGCCAAACCGGCCACUCUCUGAUGCCUCAUCUCAGUCCAGCUCACCUAUGAGCUGCCAGACCGAUGAUUCUAUUGAAGGAGAGAGUUAUAAGGCGGCUCAGGUGACUAGUUUCUGCAAGGAAGCCAGUCUGCUCGAGCUUCCUAAGGAUUUGGAACUCAUACUGAUGAGAAAUUCGGUAGGCUGCACAGUUCUCAGCCUCGAUUAUCUGAAGAUGUCGACUUCUGAUUUCUCCUCUGGAAAUCUUAUCGGGAGAGGAGGCUGCAACUCGGUGUUCAAGGGAGUUUUUCCUCAGGGCAAAGCAGUAGCUGUGAAGAUCAUGGAGUCUUCCAAAGAAGCGUGGAAGGAUUUUAUUCAUGAAGUCGACAUAAUGACCACGUUGAAGCACACAAAAAUUGCACCUCUACUUGGGGUCUGCGUGGAAGAUGAUGCUUUGAUCUCCGUUUAUGACCUGAUGCCCCGAGGAAACCUUGAAGAAAAUCUACACGCAGGUAGCAUUAAGGAAAAAUCAGUGUUGUUGACAUGGGAAACGAGAUACCGGAUAGCUAUUGGGAUUGCUGAAGCUUUAAACUACUUGCACAACGAAUGCCCUAGGCCCGUCAUUCAUAGAGAUAUCAAAUCUUCAAAUAUUCUCCUAACUGAUGAGUUAGAACCGCAGUUAUCCGACUUUGGCUUGGCGACUUGGGGGCCCACAAUGUCAUCCUAUUUGAUGGACAGCGAUGUAGUUGGAACGUUUGGGUACCUAGCUCCCGAGUACUUCAUGUAUGGCAAAGUUAGUGACAAGAUUGAUGUGUUUGCUUUCGGUGUUGUUCUGCUUGAACUGCUCUCCGGGAGGAAACCUAUUGGUUUGGAGACUACAAAGAGUCAAGAAAGCUUGGUCAUGUGGGCAAAACCUAAGCUAGAGAGCAAGGACUGGAAGAGUAUAUUGGAUCAAAAUUUGGAAAACAUCGAUGAGGAUCAGAUGCAGAGGAUGGCUCUUGCUGCAUCUCUAUGCCUGACUCAAUCAUCACGCCUUCGCCCCAAAAUGCACCAGAUACUUAGCAUACUAAGAGGGGAGGAGUAUUUGGUUGAAGUUAGGCCAAAAUGUGGUGAUGGUGAUGAAGAAAAUGAGGACGAGAACGACGAUGAAGUAUAUCCAGAUUCAAGAGCAGAGUCACAUAUGAGCCUUGCAUUUCUUGAUAUAAAGGAAAACUCAACAUCAUUCAGCAGCACUGAUCAAAGCAGCCCUCUCUCUGUUGAGGAGUAUUUGAAGAAGAGAUGGAGUAGAUCAUCCAGUAUGGAUUAGUUUUUGCAAAGAUUUGUUGUUGUGUUUUUUU